Molecule: messenger RNA, 1234 nt
Organism: Diversispora eburnea
Lineage: Eukaryota; Fungi; Glomeromycota; Glomeromycetes; Diversisporales; Diversisporaceae
Source: the annotation of a GenBank genome assembly
AUGGAGGAUUACGAUCAGGUGACUUCGGAGAUUUUUCAUAAAGUUCCUACGAUUUGUUCUCAAUGUUGUGAUAAUGAAAUCAAAAGUUUUGGCUGGUGUCAAAAAUGCGAAUCAUUAAAUUUUAAAAAAAAAUAUUCUGAAUGGACAAGUGAAAACCCUUAUCUUGAUAAAAUUAUUCAAUGGUCUCAAGAAAAUUCUUUUCACAAUUCAAUCUGGUCAGAAGGACCUUUAUUAAAUUGGGACGUAGAAAAUAAAAAAUGGAAACAAAAUAAAAUGACUGUUGUAUUGAAAAGAUUUAAGAAUUCGUCCAUUAUUUCGAAAAGAUUCUUGACGCAGAUUUUCAGAAACAUUAAGUGUUUAACAAGCGAUUCUCUCGCAGAAUUUUAUGGUAUUACGAGACAUCCCGAAGGUGACUAUAUGUUCGUAAUGAAAUAUUAUGAAGAUGGUAAUUUAUAUAGUUAUCUAGAUAAAAAUUAUGGUAUUAUAACUUGGGGAGAAAUAUUUAGUAUUCUUUUGGGAAUUUCGGAAGGUCUGGGUCGAAUUCAUAAACAAGGAACGUAUCAUUCAAAUUUACAUGGUGGAAAUAUUCUCAUUGAAGAUGAUAUUAUUUCAACGGAUGCGAAAGUAACUGAUACAGGUCUUCAUGAACUCAUAUCUGAAAUGCCAAAAUUUUAUUACGAUUUAAUGGUAAGUUGUUGGGAUCCAGAUCCUGAAGCAAGACCUUCAGCGGAAAAUUUAAUUGAAAUACUUAAAAAUUGGAUACAUUCUACAAGCGAUGAUGAAAAUUCUCACUCAAAUUCUCCAGAAAUCAUUGAUCAAUUUAAUAAUGCGGAGGAAGUUAGGUGGACUUCAAUUGAUAAAUUUAAAUCAAUACACGAUGAAUCUUAUAUUGAUAGAAAUGAUGUGGGUUGGUCCUUUCAAAAACCAUCCCAAGAAAUUCACGUAAAAGCAAAUUAUUCUGUUCCAGGUUCUCGUACACCUGCGUUUGUUUCAAGACCUUCCACUUCUAUCAUAAUACCUCGUCCUCCUAGUGAUGUAGAUAUUUUAGAUCCAAGACAAAAUAUUCGAGAACUUGGAACUGGAUAUUUCCAUAGAACAACGACGGGAUCCUGUCAACGAUCCUGCUGGUUGCCAAACUUGCCAACUUUUCAGAUCACAAUUCCUAUAAGAGAAAUAUUUUGGGAUCCACCGUUUCCUAUCGCAUAUGUUCCAGUAAUCCCGACAAACAUAGUUG